CAGGUCCGUAAAAAUCGGGUGCACUUUCUUCCUGGGGCAAAAUAAUCUUGCUAAAUAUUCUGCAACAAGGAUGCAUAUUUUUCGUGCCGUGUUGCUUUUGGCCUUUCUGGUCCUCGACCACUCUUCGUCUGCCUUAAAUAAAGUGUGGGAAGAGUGGCAAAUCAAACAUCACAAGGUUUAUGACAAUCAGACUGAGAUCGUGUUCAGGAGAGCGGUGUGGGAAAAGAACAUGCAGUUUGUGUUGAGACACAACCAGGAGGCCUCCGCAGGAACACACAGCUUCACAAUGGGACUCAAUCAUCUGUCUGACAUGACAGCGGAGGAAAUCAAUGAGAAGCUGAACGGCCUGAAGCUGGAGGAGCCUGUUCAUUUCAGAAACGGCACUUUAAAGGAAGCGAGUGGCGCAGCGACACCUCAGAGUGUCGACUGGAGGAAGAACGGCCUGGUCAGCCCCGUCCAAAACCAGGGGUUGUGUGGGUCCUGCUGGGCAUUCAGCUCUCUGGGAGCUCUCGAGGGCCAGAUGAAGAAGAGAACUGGUGUCCUUGUUCCCCUGAGCCCACAGAACCUGGUGGACUGCAGUACCAGCGAUGGGAAUUACGGCUGCAGAGGAGGAUACAUCUCUAAAUCCUACAGCUACAUCAUCCGCAACCAAGGCGUAGACUCAGAGAGCUUUUACCCUUACAAACACCAGAACGAGAAAUGUCGAUAUUCUGUGAAAGGAAAGGCCGGCUACUGCUUUGAUUUCCACAUCCUCCCACCAGGAGAUGAGAAGACUCUGCAGGCUGCAGUGGCAUCAGUGGGGCCAGUGGCUGUGGCCGUGAACGCCAUGCUGCAAUCUUUUCAUCUCUACAGAGGAGGUUUAUACAACGUACCAAACUGCAACCCAAAGUUCACAAAUCACGCUGUCCUGGUUGUGGGCUACGGCACAGACGCAGGACAAGACUUCUGGCUCGUGAAAAACAGUUGGGGAACUGCGUGGGGAGAAGAAGGCUUCAUUCGAAUUGCCAGAAACAAGAAUAAUCUCUGCGGUAUUGCCAGUUUUGCAGUCUACCCUACGCUGUGAAAAUGUGACCCGUCACCUGAUUCGUCCUGGUAGAAUUUAGGUUAUUUAUUUGACAUUAGAGACCAUGUUUUUUUGUUUUUUACAUGCAACACUGAAACUGUAAAUGAUGUCCUGAAAAACGGCCCAAGAAAUAGUGUUUAAAAAGUGUUACAUUUGUUCAGCUACUGUAUUUGCUUUGGUCGUCUUUCUCAAUGAACUUUUGCUUUUUUUGAGUUAAUACUAAUAUAAUAAAAUAUAAAUGUCUGAGUUUCAUCUA
Molecule: messenger RNA, 1319 nt
Organism: Cottoperca gobio
Lineage: Eukaryota; Metazoa; Chordata; Actinopteri; Perciformes; Bovichtidae
Product: cathepsin L1-like
Exons: 8
Coding region: 71-1063 (330 amino acids)
Biological process (GO): proteolysis
Molecular function (GO): cysteine-type peptidase activity
Source: RefSeq, a predicted model, not a curated record